Molecule: messenger RNA, 483 nt
Organism: Melopsittacus undulatus (budgerigar)
Lineage: Eukaryota; Metazoa; Chordata; Aves; Psittaciformes; Psittaculidae
Product: heat shock protein beta-7-like
Exons: 3
Coding region: 1-483 (160 amino acids)
Cellular component (GO): nucleus; cytoplasm
Source: RefSeq, a predicted model, not a curated record
AUGGCCUCGCUCAGCUCAGCCUCCUCGUACCGCACCGAGCGCAUCGGCACCUAUGGCCCGGGGCAUGGCGAACCCCGCUUCGAGGGCGACCGGCGGCACGGGCCCUUCGGGGCACUGGCACAUGAAGCCUUCGGGUUCCCAGGGUCCCCAGGUGCCGUGUGCCCCUGCAGCCUGGGCACCUGGGUGCGUGCCCAGGGUGACACUUACCAGGUGGUGGCCGACGUCAGCCAGUUCGAGCCCCCUGACAUCGUGGUGACGACCUCCAACUGCCACAUUGUCAUCCAGGCUGAGAAGGUGGCCGAGGAUGGCACCAUCUGCGACACCUUCACCCACAAGUGCCAACUGCCCGAGGACAUGGACCCGAUGUCGGUGAGCUGUGCCCUCACCGAGGCUGGCACGUUGGUGAUCACUGCGCGGCGCCAUGCUGGAGCCCGCCCCGGCGAGCCCCCACAGACACUGUACCGCAGUGAGGCCACUCUGUGA